Fibroporia radiculosa is the source of this 1635-nucleotide messenger RNA. RefSeq lists its product as uncharacterized. Bases 1 to 1635 code for a protein of 544 amino acids. The record is from RefSeq and is a predicted model, not a curated record. Gene Ontology annotation, biological process: protein phosphorylation. NCBI's taxonomy places the organism in Eukaryota, Fungi, Basidiomycota, Agaricomycetes, Polyporales, Fibroporiaceae. Gene Ontology annotation, molecular function: protein serine/threonine kinase activity; ATP binding. The transcript has 11 exons.
AUGUCCUGGAAACUGGGCUCGAAGAAGCCCAAGGAUCUCAAGGAUAAUGGCGCCCUCUCCCGCUCCGUGACCCCCAUGCCCUCGCGCGCGGUCACCCCUAAGCCCCCCGACAACCCAGAGGCGAAUUUGCGCCAGGGCUUGCUCACUAUCCGCAUAUUCUCGGGACGCGGUCUAUCGCUCCCACCCGGGGUACCGAUCCCAGACAACGUCCAGAAAGCACUACAGUCCGCCCCACCGCCGCGGGCCGCCCAGCGUGAGAGCCUGCAACGCAGACGAUACUGGUGGCUGCCCUACGUCGUACUCGAGUUCGACAAGAACGAGGUGCUGAUUGAUGCGUUGGGCGGUGAUCUCUCCAAGCCAGAAUGGAACCACAAAGCCGAUUUCGACGUGUCUCGUAUGUCUAAUAUCGCCGUCUCUGCGUACUUGCGCACUGCUCCGAGCGUGCCCGGACAGGGCGAUAUGGGCAACGAUCUGCUGCUGGCUCGUGUAGACAUGACUCCGGCAUUAGACGGGCAUCGGGCGUCAGACCAAUGGUACACCGCUACGGCAGGCACGGGCUCGUUCCACUUGAAAAUCGACUUCAAGCCUGCGCGUCACGAGUCGCUCACCAUCGAGCAGUUUGACCUUUUGAAGGUCAUUGGCAAGGGCAGCUUCGGUAAGGUGAUGCAGGUCCGGAAGAAAGACACGCAGCGGAUAUACGCUCUGAAGACCAUCCGCAAGGCGAACAUUGCCCAGAGGCCAGGCGAAAUCACACACAUCCUUGCGGAGAGGACAGUGCUUGCCCUAGUCAACAAUCCCUUUAUAGUUCCACUCAAGUUCUCAUUCCAAUCGCCUGAUAAACUAUACCUAGUUAUGUCUUUCGUCAAUGGUGGAGAGUUAUUCUACCAUCUGCAGCGCGAGGGCAAGUUUGAUGAGAGCCGCAGUCGAUUUUACGCAGCAGAGCUAUUGUGCGCGUUGGAGCACCUACACAGUUUCAAUGUUGUAUAUCGAGAUUUGAAGCCCGAAAACAUUCUGCUUGACUACACAGGUCACAUCGCAUUAUGCGACUUUGGUCUGUGCAAACUCAACAUGUCAGAGACGGAGAAGACUAAUACAUUCUGUGGAACCCCCGAAUAUAUUGCGCCCGAACUCCUUGAAAGUCAGGGCUACACAAAAACAGUUGACUGGUGGACUCUGGGUGUACUGUUGUACGAGAUGAUGACUGGUCUCCCACCCUUCUACGACGAAAAUGUCAAUGUCAUGUACCAGCGCAUCCUCUCAGAUCCCCUUGUUUUCCCUCAAGACAUGUCGUCGGAGGUGAAGCACAUCAUGUCGGCGCUGCUCCAGCGAAAUCCGGCGCACCGCCUUGGCGCCAACGGAGCGGAGGACAUCAAACGCCACCCGUUCUUCGCAAGACAUAUCGAUUGGAACCGGUUAAUGGCGAAAAAGAUCCAGCCACCAUUCAAGCCCAGUGUAGAAUCCGUUCUUGAUACCGCCAACUUCGACUCCGAGUUCACCACAGAGCAGGCUCAAGACUCGCACGUCGAUGCAACGCCGCUUUCUGAGACCGUGCAAGACCAGUUCCGGGGAUUCACCUACAAUCCCGGGAAUGAGUACCUCAGCGAAAGCGUGAGCUAUUCCAGCGUCAUGGGCUGA